Messenger RNA from Drosophila hydei, 1719 nucleotides. RefSeq lists its product as uncharacterized. The transcript has 4 exons. The record is from RefSeq and is a predicted model, not a curated record. Bases 1 to 1719 code for a protein of 572 amino acids. Gene Ontology annotation, molecular function: serine-type endopeptidase activity. Lineage: Eukaryota; Metazoa; Arthropoda; Insecta; Diptera; Drosophilidae. Gene Ontology annotation, biological process: proteolysis.
AUGAAGACGAAGCGCCUACUUCAGCGAGAGGCGAACCUGCAGGAACCUGUUCCGAGGGUUGGAUGUCCUUUUGUGUGCGUUGGAGUGUUACCGUUUGGCCCUGUGGCUCUGGCAGUGUACGAGCAGUGUAAUCAUCAGCUGGAGCUGCAGGCGGGCCAGAAAAUCUAUAUCAAUUCUCCCUACUAUCCUGGCCAAUAUCCUGCGGGCACUUCCUGUCGCUAUGCGGUGCAAGCGCCCAAGGAUCAGGUGCUACAAUUCAAAUGUGAUCUGCAGCUGCAAACGCUGGUGAAGGACACGCGCUGUCGCGCUGAGGUGUUUCACUUCAAUGCCGAGGGCGAUGAGCUGUUGACGAGCUCCGAAUACUUUUGUGGCGUUGGCAAGUUUGAGCGGCAAAGUUUUCUGAAUCGUGCCGUGAUUUCCUACAUAUCGCAGCCAAAGGAGGCGGCUACAGCUGUAGGACCCGCUAGCUUGGUGCCAAAGUUAAGGGAUAAGCUGCCAACGCGAAUCACAAGCCCCAACAGGACCAGCACCAGCACGAGCACCACGACAACGACAACACAGGCAACCCCUUUGGAGCUGGUUGAGGAUGAGAAGGAGGCGGGCGAGCAGCACGAAAAUGCUGAUGCUGAUGCUGAUGCCGAUGAUGAUGAUGAUGAUGAUGAUGGUAACUUUUCGAACGAGGUGCUGCACGUGCUGCAGGAUGUGGGCGUUAGCGAUGCUUUGGCUUACGUUGCCUCGCUGCUCUACGACGAGUCCAACAAUGGUCGUCGAAUUGGCAGCACGCCCGCUUCAACUAAGUUGGCCCAGUUGCCAAGGCGCACUGCAAAGACUUCCGCAGAACGUGCCAAAAUUCUGUCCAUUUAUCCGCUGGGCAGCCCGGGCGGUGGCCGCUUCUCGUGCCUCGUCGAAGCCCUAGCGCCUAAUUGCAAUUGCGGCUGGAGUCUGACACAAAGGAUCGCCAGUCCAACAAACGACGAGGCUGCGCUGCACGAGUUUCCCUCUAUGGCCGGCGUGCUGACCAAGAAACACGGCAAAGUGUUCUGCGGUGCUGCAAUCAUUCAUCGUCACUAUUUGCUCUCUGCUGCACACUGUUUCCUCAGUCCCGAGACGAGCCACGCCUCCCAGCUGCGCAUUGUGGUGGGCGAGCACGAUCUGUCGAGCAUCUACGAGACGUUUUAUACGCGUCGCUACGAUCUGGAUGCACUCAUACCUCACGAGCAGUUCAGCCAAGCAAAUGGUCAGCUGCGCAACGACAUCGCCCUCUUGCGCACCCGUACGCCCAUCCUGUUCAAUCGCAGUGUGGGACCUGCCUGCCUGCCCCUGCAGCCAGCCGAGAAUGGCAGGAAAUUGCCGCUGGUGGGGCAACAGCUGCUGGCUGCCGGCUGGGGCACCACUUCGUAUGGCGGGCCACAGACGCAUCGCCUGCUGAAGACGACGCUGGAUGUGAUCAGCGCCGAGCAGUGCCGCAACUCGCUCACCCAGGGAUCUGUGCCAGCUCACAGCUUCUGCACCUACACCCCAGGCAGGGACACGUGCCAAUAUGACUCCGGCGGAGCGCUGUACGAGCGCAGCAAUGGUCGCCUUAUGGCUGUCGGCAUAGUCAGCUACGGCUACGCCUGCGCCACUCAACAGCCAUCGGUAAAUACGCGCGUUGCCUCCUUUAUCAAGUGGAUCAGAACCAAGACGCCCGAAGUGGCUUAUUGCUUAAAGCAAACAUAA